AUGACGUAUUGGCCCAUCUGCUCGCCCUCUGUCUUCGCCGCCACCAAGCAGACGCGCCCCGGCAGUCCUCAGACGUCGGACGACGGCGUCCAGCCCGACCAGGAGCCUCAUGGAGGAGAGAGCGAUGAAACCUCCGAGGAUGAUGUGUCGGGAGAGAUGAUUGGCAUCAAAGUGACGCGCAGCGGGCACAUGUUUGCUACCAUCACGCGUUCGACCCUAACGAUAUGGCAGACCAAGCCAACGGCCGUCCUUGCCUCGGUCCUGCGCUCCGACCAGUCCUUGAAGACAUACGGCCCCAAUGUUAAUAUCCUGCUCCGCCCAGACUCCCAGAUCUUCGUCGUACAAACGUCGCUCGGCUUUCUCAUCACGUAUUCCCUCGCGACCGACCCCACGUCUCGCGUCUACAAGACGCAGUUUGCAAACACUAUCGGAGGAGGGCAUUCGAGACGGCAGAGUGGGGUCGCAGGCUUCAAGAUCCAGCGCCAGCACGACACAAAUGCGGGGCCCGGCGAAGGCAGCGGAAUCAAGGAGCUCAGUCUCCGUUUCCGCAUGGUCAUCCGCGUCGACGCUGGCAUCGCGCGAGCAUUGGCCCUGGACGACGAGCUCAUCGUUGCGACGGAAAAGCCCGCAGCAAUCCAGUGCAUUCGCUGGGCCCCCGACAGCAACGGCAGCCAAACGAGCACCGAGCUGAUUAGUCGGAUGACUUGGCUGGGGAAAAAGACGACAAUCAUUGACAUGAUCCAUGAUCGCCCCAUGAACCUGUCGACCUGGAUUACGGGAGACGGCAAAGCUUUCGCGGUUCAACGCCUGCCCCCCAACACCCUUCAGGAAGGGAAACCGCACCAUAAUCUUUUCAAAGGCCACGGCUACCACAUCCCGCGGACUGAGGUCGAGUACGGUGUCAAAGCUGCCAUCAACGCGAGGUUUUCAUUGCUCGCCGUUGGAUGUGCUAAUGGCGAUAUAUGCGUGUACACAGCGCGGGACUACACUGGCAACAUACCUUUAUCACACAAACUACGCCCCAAUGUCUCAACUCCAGGGAGACUGUCAGUAUUAACCUACUCCCCGGACGGAUAUUGUCUUUUCGCAGGCUACGAGCACGGGUGGGCCAUGUGGAGUGUCUAUGGUAAGCCUGGUGCAACCAGCUACGCUACAGACCGCUCCCUGUCAAAAACGAAUGAGGAAGGAUGGCUCCUUGGCGUACGGGAUGGCUUUUGGAUUGGUGGUGGAGCUGAGCUCCUCCUUCUCAGCAACCACGAUAAUCGUCUAUUCUUGCUUGAGAUGGCUCGCAGUGCCAUCACUGGAUGCUUCUCUUCCUCCAAUGUCUCACGGUCGCUGAUGCAGACCAGCUCUGGAUUCAUGAUUUACCGCGGUUAUGAUUUGCCUGACCUUACCACCAUCUCAGCAGAUGUGUCUCUGUGGCACCAUGUCCAAGUCCCCGCCCAUUACCUGGUAGAUCAAUGGCCGAUUCGGAGUGCAGCCAUUUCAUCUGACGGAAGAUAUGUCGCCGUUGCGGGUAGACGAGGUCUCGCUCAUUACAGUGUCAACAGCGGCAGAUGGAAAACAUUCGACGACCCAUUUAUGGAAAGUGAAUUCACCCUGCGUGGAGGCAUGUGUUGGUUCCAGCAUGUUUUGAUAGCGGCCAUUGAAUCACACGACUCUCACGAGAUUCGGAUAUAUUCCCGUGAACUGACUUUAGACAACGACCAUGUCAUGCAUACCCAGCAAUUACCCGCUCCUAUUGUCCUGAUUGCCCUGUCUGGAGAAGACUCACUCCUUGUCUACACGUACGACAACAUCCUAUAUCACUACAUUAUUAGUGUGUCCGACGCCACCGUAAAAUUGGUUCAGGUUGGGCAGAUUGCUUUGCACGGCAUCAUCCGCGCACCCCCUCGUGUCCGAGCGUUGAGUUGGAUACUGCCUGAGGAUCAGAUUCACAAUGGCGAUCCCUCGCAAGAUGUUGCGGUUGCUACCAUAUUGUUUCUAGUCGAUGGCAAGCUCGUGUUGCUCCAGCCAACGACAACCGAAGGCGGAGAGCUUAAGUACGAGAUGCGCAUCAUCGCACAGAAUGUGGAGACGUAUGCGCUCAUGCGCGAUCAUCCUGCAUUCGCCCUAGAAACGCACGAAGAUUCCUUGCCGCCGAGUCCCUCUGUAGGGCUGGCGAUCAACGAUUUGAAUGGGCACGAUCUCCGCGACUCGCUUUGGUUUUUCGAUGGUCGUGACGUACGGGUAUGGAUUGACAUGCAAGACGUCUUAUCCUCGGCAUCAAUCGAACUCGGUCGGGAACUGCCCACGCCCGUCAAGAUUCCUGUCGACUUCUAUCCGCUUUCCGUACUCAUCAACAAGGGUAUCGUUUUUGGCGUCGAAUCAGAACUGGUACAGCGGAGAGACACCAGCUUCGCCUACCUACGAUUCGGAACAAGGACUCACCUCUUCCUUCCUGCAUUGCUGCGCUACCAUUUGGCGCAAUACAAUUCACCAGCAGCACUGCACUUGAGCCACCAUUACCAGCAUCUGCAGUAUUUGCCUCAUGCUUUAGAAAUCUUACUACAUGAAGUUCUAGACGAAGAGGUGGACACAGCGCCGCCGCCGGAGCAAGCGCUUUUACCGAGCGUGCUGUCAUUUUUAAGCUCAUUUCCGCAGUAUCUUGAUAUUGUCGUACAGUGUACGCGCAAGACCGAAGUGCGGCUAUGGCGAACGCUAUUCUCAAAUCUGCCCCCCCCUCAGGAACUGUUCGAAGAAUCGUUGCAGAAAGGGAGCCUAAAGACUGCGGGAGGAUAUCUUCUUGUUCUUCACACAUUCGAGGAACUCAGUUCAACGGGCGAUGAAGUGGUGAGACUGCUACAGCGCGCAAAAGAAGAGCAGGAUUGGGAUCUCUGUAAAGAACUAUCGCGAUUCCUGAUGGCGCUGGAUGAGUCUGGAGCGACGCUCCGGCAGACGUUGGAGUUGGUGGAGCUGAGAAGCCCGUCAGCAGCUAAACCAGAAUUGCAGCCUCACUUCUCGUUUAAUUCGGGUAGGCUAGGUGUACCUCUGCGCGGAAGAAGUAGUAAUACCAAUGGGAGAGGAGUUGGCAUGGGCAUCGAAUUUUCGACAGGUUCGAGGAGUGUGAGCAGGAGCAGUGGAGGCAGUAACCGUAGUCCAACGAGUACGGGUGUGGAGGAGGGGGAUUAUUUUAGGGAGGGAAGCAGCGCGAGUGUCACCUAA
This is a messenger RNA of Lindgomyces ingoldianus, 3204 nucleotides long. RefSeq names its product RIC1-domain-containing protein. NCBI's taxonomy places the organism in Eukaryota, Fungi, Ascomycota, Dothideomycetes, Pleosporales, Lindgomycetaceae. Gene Ontology annotation, molecular function: protein binding. The record is from RefSeq and is a predicted model, not a curated record. Bases 1 to 3204 code for a protein of 1067 amino acids. The transcript has 4 exons. Gene Ontology annotation, cellular component: cytosol; Golgi membrane; Ric1-Rgp1 guanyl-nucleotide exchange factor complex. Gene Ontology annotation, biological process: retrograde transport, endosome to Golgi; intracellular protein transport.